AUGUCAAAACAAUUCUCUUCGUUGGGUCUUGUUUCUAAAAAAUCUAAUUUCAACAAGUUUCUGAGCCAACGAUUUGAUAAAAAUUGUCCAAAAAAAAGAAAGUGUGAUUUUCUUCAAAGUGAUGAGUCUAAGGUUAAAAAAACCGUUCCAAACAUCUUAGUGCCAACAAAAUAUUCAACUCGUAUCGAUCGUGUUAUUGAUCAGCCUGAACCAGGCUCUGUGAUUAAUCGGAAAGCUGAACUAACUGUUUGCUUAACCGAUAAAUGUGAUGAUGGAACCGAAUUUGGAAUAGUUUUACCUUUACUACUAGAUGGCAAAAAUGAGCCAAUCAAACAACCAAUUUUGAUCAAAUUCAAAACAAUUAUUUUGGAAUCCAUGGGGUUUGAAUUUCCAUUUAACGAGUUUUCAAACUCGGAAAGAAACCAUUUUGAACUUGAAUAUAAAGGUCAAAUCAUGACGGUACGAUUUAUUGCGACUGGGGCUUCACCUCUUGACGUUCAAAUCAGCUUACAAGCAAACGUUAAAGAAAAUCCAGAGUGGAGAUCUUUAAGAAAAAUGAUAUGCUUAGGAGAUGAUUCUUUGGUCAAUUUGACCCAUAAGCCUUUGCGAGAAAAUGAUGUUCCUUCACAACUUAUACUAGGCCAAUCAGCUUAUGAUGAUCUCAUAACAAAAUUAACGUGUUCAAAAUCAAGUGUAAAUCAACGUUGUUCAUCGCCUGUACGAGAAGCUCAUAAAUAUGAUGCAGUUGGAUGUUGGGACGAAGCUCUUCCUAGUGUUGCGAGUGAAGAUUUUGCUACUACAUGUAAAGAGAUUAGAAAAGAAUCUAAUCAAGAAUUCAAAUCGAAGUUAUCAGAAGAAGAUAAAUUCAUCGAAUUGAAGAUGCAAAUGAAAGAACUGACCAGGAAAAAAGUCACUUUAUCAGAAAUGGACACAACUGGCUCAAUCAUAUUGACAAUGAUUGAUAUUAUGACUAAUAUUACAGAUCUAUUGGACGCAAAGAACCAGAAAGCCAUUCAGACAGAUUAUGUUGUCCCAGAAAUUGAUAAAACAUAUACAUGCAAAGCAAAGAAUCAAAUUUUUUUGGAGGGUGUUAUCGAAAUCAAUUUAGAUUUAUAUAAAGAUGCGUGUCGUAGAGCUAAGCCUGGUAAGCCAAAUUCGUUUGCGUAUUACCUGAUUAAUCUCUGCUUCCCACAAGCAUACUACAAAGGUCUGAUUCUUGGAAAAAAAUUUCAAACCCAACAAGAUAUUGAAGAGCUUCGUCGACAACAGAGUAUCGGAGAAAAAGUUAAACUUCCGUUGCUUUAUGCUUGGGGAUUCGAUGAUCCUUUUAACAAGCCUUAUGAUGGUGAUUUUGAUCAUAAAAAAGGACAAGAAAGAAUAAGAUCAUUCAUAAAUCAUCUUUACAGAAAAUCAGGAUUUUCGCGAUACUCAGAUGACAUGGAAAGUAGCGUUCGACGACAAAUAAAUAAAAUUCUCUACGCCGUAAAUACACCGAAGAAAAUACCAAAAGACUUAAACAAGAAUAAAAAUUCAACGGAAAAAGACCCUCUGGUUGAUGAUGAUGAGGAUUAUCUUGAUUGUGCUGAUACUUUAAGACCAAGUGAUUGUCCGAAUAGUAUUGAACAUUGUUCAAAGGAUAUGAAGACAAUUCUUAAUGAUACAAGAUUCACUUUUGCUCAAAACGAUGUUCAAUUGGAUAUUUUAUGUCUUCAUUUAAAUCGUUCCAUUACCUGUAUCAAUAAAUUCAUUGAAUGUGAUUCCAUGUCAACCCUGAAAAAGGAUUCAAUCAAUCCUAUGCUUCAUCUAAUGGACAAACUGUGUUCAAAAUCAUCCAAGUUCAGAAUAGAAUACCUGAAGCACGCUGAAUGUUAUCACCGAUUAGCUCCAGUCUAUGAGAAAUGUUAUCAAUUAUAUUACAUUAGCGAAAGGAAAAGGGGUCAACUUCAACGUAAUAUAACGGACUUCACUCAUUUACUCCAAUGGUGCUGUAAUUACAAAAACCACCGAAAGUGCACAAAUGAUCCUGUUCGAAGAGCCUGUGGCUCUGAGGCUGCCAAUCUUGCCGAGCAAAUUGUGAUCAUUAGCCAUGGUCAUGAUGCUCUCGAUAAUUGUCCUAAAAAUUUGUCAUCAUCAAGUUGUCUUGUACAUUGGGAUUCGCUGGGCUUAUUGGCCAACACAACUUAUCAUAAAGACGGUAAUAUGGACUUUUUAACGAGCGAAGUUGAUUGA
Panonychus citri (citrus red mite) is the source of this 2229-nucleotide messenger RNA. RefSeq lists its product as uncharacterized. Bases 1 to 2229 code for a protein of 742 amino acids. The transcript is spliced from 9 exons. Lineage: Eukaryota; Metazoa; Arthropoda; Arachnida; Trombidiformes; Tetranychidae. The record is from RefSeq and is a predicted model, not a curated record.